Molecule: messenger RNA, 3087 nt
Organism: Cottoperca gobio
Lineage: Eukaryota; Metazoa; Chordata; Actinopteri; Perciformes; Bovichtidae
Product: heparan sulfate glucosamine 3-O-sulfotransferase 3A1-like
Molecular function (GO): [heparan sulfate]-glucosamine 3-sulfotransferase activity
Source: RefSeq, a predicted model, not a curated record
GCUCCUGCACCGACCACCCAUGGACCGGUAUGGCUUUUAGCCGCAUCAGUAAACUCGACCCCCCGUCCCGAGGCAUCUUCAGGAAAGCGGCGGUCAUGCUGUGCUCCCUCCUCACCUCUCUCUUCCUCCUGCACUGCCUCACCGACCGCUGCAGCACCACCUCACCCUCACCGGUCAAGGCGUCCUCCAGCCGCGCUGCAGGGCUCUUCGAGGACUUGAGGUCGCUGAGGACUAAAAGACUGGCGUACCAAUGGACUGCCGGUUCGGAGCUCUUCGGCUACGGGGCUGCCAGGCGCUCCUCACGGGUCCUCGCGGAUCAGCGCGCGGGGCAGGUUUUGGAACUGCCCGAGGAAGAGUCUUUCAUCUUGCCGCCUCCGGAUUUAGUUGCUUCCAGGAAAGUGUCGCCGAGGUUCGCAGGUAAACUCAGUCCGCUCGGGGAGGGGAGAAAGAAGCUGCCGCAGGCUCUCAUCAUCGGGGUGAAGAAAGGAGGGACCCGGGCUCUGCUGGAGUUUCUCCGGGUUCAUCCUGACAUCAGAGCCGUGGGAGCGGAGCCGCACUUCUUCGACCGCAACUAUGACAACGGGCUGGAGUGGUACAGGGAGCUGAUGCCCAAGACCCUGGAGGGCCAGAUCACCAUGGAGAAAACCCCCAGCUACUUUGUGACCAGAGAGGCUCCUGCCAGGAUAUCCGCCAUUUCCCGGGACACCAAGCUAAUCGUGGUGGUGAGGGACCCCGUCACCAGGGCUAUCUCGGACUACACACAGACUCUGUCCAAGAAGCCUGACAUUCCCUCUUUCGAGAGCCUCACCUUCAAAAACAGGACUACGGGGCUCAUCGACACCUCAUGGAGCGCCAUCCAGAUCGGCAUCUACGCCAAGCACCUGGACAACUGGCUGCAGUACUUCCCCAUGGAGCAGAUCCUGUUUGUGAGCGGCGAGCGUCUGAUCAGCGACCCGGCCGGAGAGCUGGUCCGCGUGCAGGACUUCCUGGGGCUCAAGAGGAUCAUCACAGACAAACACUUUUACUUCAACCAGACCAAGGGUUUCCCGUGCCUCAAGAAGGCAGAGGGCAGCAGCAAGCCCCACUGCCUGGGCAAAACCAAAGGGCGGACCCAUCCCAACAUUGACCCUGAGGUGGUGCAGAGGCUACGGGACUUCUACAGGCCCUUCAACAUGAAGUUCUACCAGAUGACAGGGCGUUUCUUUGGCUGGGAUGACUGAAUGUGUUUUUCUCUGAGGACUUUUUGACUGGAGUAUUCAGGAGGACUGUCACAGGGUUGAAUUAGAGAAUACUUUUGUAAUAUUUCAAGAAAAGUCAUAAUGGUACAAGAAACCAGUCUAACAUUACAAAAAAUACAUAAUUUUAAAAGAAUGAAGUCGUAAAAUGUAUAAAAAAAUAUGACUUUUUUUGUGAAUAACCCAAUACUCUGUUGUACAAAUCACGUUUUUGCAAGCAAAAGUAUUUAUAGUAUUUAUAGAGAGCCAGGCAAUGCUAAAACAUCUAAUAUAAUCUAGUUAUCUAAUUAUGACAUUUUAGUUGUUAUAUUCUCAAGACAUAACUUUUCGCAUAGAAAUUGUAGCUUUACUCUCAUAAUAUUAUAAAGAAUUCUUAUAAAUGUAAUACUUUUUUUGUAACAUGAGGUAUGCUGGUCAAAUGUAUCACUUGUUUGUAUUUAGAAUGAUUUUAAUUUACAACACAGCUCUUAUAAUAUAUAAAUAUAUAUAAUAAAUUAAUAUAUAUUGAGAAUAUAACAACCAAAAUGUUACAGUAAGUAUUGGGUUAUUCUUAAAAUAUCAAAUGUUUUUGCCAAAAUACCUGACAUAUUCUCAAAAUAUUGUGAUUUUAUUCUUGAAAUAUUACAAUUUCUCCCCUCAAAAUAUUCUGACUUUAUUCUCAGAAUAUUUUUUCUCCCAAACAGUGUUCCUAGUACUCGUACUGCAUCUUCAGCACUAACUCUAAGCAAUAUGUGGCUGUUACAGGAGAGAAAGAGAUCUCCCCUCCAUGGCACCCCAGAUAUGCAAUAUUUCACUGUUACAUUUUUCAUCAUCAGAGCUGCCUCUAAUCCACAAUCAUGGAGAUAUUUUACUCUAAAAACAUAUUGAGUUGUUGAAGGAUUUGCAUCAUAUCUCCCUGCACUAUCUGAAGUUUUUUUUGUCAGUGUGAAAUCUUUGGCUGUGACGCAGAAAUAUCGUAUGCAGUGCUUCUUUAAGAAGAUGGGUGGAAUCACAGUGUGUCCAUUGGCUUUUGAUAAAAGCCGUUACUGCGUGAUUUAAUGCCAUAUUUUAAACAUACAUAGCUACUUUCAAAUGUUAACAUUUUUCUAGCAAAAAAGAAUAUGAAAAGAUAAAAAUAUAUGUAUUUUUGAAAUGUAUUUAUUCAAGAAGUACACAAGCAGUAUGUAUGUAUUAUAAAUAACUCCUCAGUGAUUAUUUGCUCUCUUAUUAUUAUGCUCCCCAUGCCUUCAAGAGUUGUGUUUGUUUUAUACUAAAAACAUGUUAUCCUCAUUUUACUUUCAGGUCAUCCGUUCUAAUAUAUAUUUACUAUACAGUGUGGGAACGCUAGUCUCCACUUAGCUUUCAGUUGCAGAGCUGUGAGUUUGUUAUUUCAAGCGUCGUUUGCCCACCUUCAGUUAAUGAAGUUACUGGCAAAGAUAGCACUCUCUGUUAUUCAAGCAACAGUGACUCUGGUGGAGGGAAAAGACCUCCUUCCCAAACUGUAACUCAAAUUUCCUCAACAUGCCUCCUUGUGAAUUGAAUACACUUGAUGUCACUGGCCUUCCUUGCCUAGAGGCGAUGUGUGUGUGUGUGUGGAAGUCUUUUUAAACCCAGGGAGCAUGAGAACAAUGACUGAGUUGUGUUCCUAAUUUCGGUCUACUUGUAUUGUGAGCCGCUUUCUGAAAGCAGAUGUGCCUCAAAAGACACAAAAUGAUGUUGUGUUUUGGUGUGAGCAUCAGAGAAGAACCUAAUAUAGAUUUUAUUUGGGGUGGGGUUAUAUUACCAGUCUAAUUGUGCGGUUCUGACUUUUGUUUUCUUAAAGUUGUUGGGAUUUUUAAGGCACUCAUUGAAUAAAAAAUGUUAUAUGUAAAUA